CUGCAUCUAGGAUGUUCUUUGCGGGUGCAAGGUAAGCUUUCCAUUCUCACAUUAUUGAAAAUCCAAGAAUGGGAGCCACACGGAAAUUCUGUUUACAGAGAAGGGAAACUACCCGAAAUGCUCUCAAUGAUCUCGAUUGAUAACCUCACGCCUCUUCCUUCAUUGACAUUCUUGGGAGCAAUUUCCAUAGCUAUGGUUUUCGUUGGGGAUGUGUACACAUUGAUCAACUAUACAACUUUCACAGAAAGUCUUGUUAUCACAUCUUCGGUGGUUGGCUUACUCAAAAUCAGACUUACAACAUCAAAUGAGAAAGUUCCAAUCAAAGUAAGUUACAAUUUGCUUCAUUAUUAUUAUAAAAAGAUAAUCAUGCUAUUCCCUCAGCAAACCAUUCUGAUCCCGAUAACAUUUCUACUGCUAUGCUGUCUGAUGCUCGCAUUGCCAUUUUUCUCACAACCGAGUGAGCUCAUAGCGAGUGUGAUCAUCAUUCUGUCUGGGAUACCAGUCUACUUUUUGUUUGUAUGGAACACAAAAAGACCGAAAAUGCUCUAUGCACCAUGGGUUGCCUUGACACAUUUCGUACAAAAACUGUUGUUAUGCGUGCCAAGCGAAAAAUAG
This is a messenger RNA of Cylicostephanus goldi, 615 nucleotides long. Lineage: Eukaryota; Metazoa; Nematoda; Chromadorea; Rhabditida; Strongylidae. The record is from the annotation of a GenBank genome assembly.